This is a messenger RNA of Melanotaenia boesemani (Boeseman's rainbowfish), 12568 nucleotides long. RefSeq names its product mitogen-activated protein kinase kinase kinase 11. The coding region runs from base 1091 to 4207 and encodes 1038 amino acids. Gene Ontology annotation, molecular function: protein binding; ATP binding; JUN kinase kinase kinase activity. Gene Ontology annotation, cellular component: centrosome. Gene Ontology annotation, biological process: protein phosphorylation; microtubule-based process; positive regulation of apoptotic process. The transcript is spliced from 10 exons. The record is from RefSeq and is a predicted model, not a curated record. NCBI's taxonomy places the organism in Eukaryota, Metazoa, Chordata, Actinopteri, Atheriniformes, Melanotaeniidae.
AAAAAAAGUUUUGAAACCCCACCCUCCUCACCGCCUGUAAGCAGCGACGUUGAAGUGGUUCGAGGACCUCACGAGUGAGCGCUGACCGAGGAAGAGGAAUGUAAUUAUAAGUUAUGAUGGAGUCGUUACGCUGUUUGGAUACCGACUGCAUCAGCAGAAGAACCGAACUGUACUGGGCCACGCGCUGAACUCCCACCGGGAACUAACGGGAUUAUUAUUUUUUUAACACCGUGUUUCUCACUGGAAAGUUAAGUCGAGCAGGUUUGGAGAAGUCUUCCUGUUACAAAGUUGGCGGUUUCUCAGUUUUUCCUCCUUCCUAUGCUACGAUAAAGCUCGUCACGGUAUUUUGCUCUUCAUAACACCGCGAGCAUGGAUACUCUAACGCAGUGGGAUGCGGGAUUUCCCGGCUGGGCACCGCAGUGUUGCGUUCAGGCGCAAAUAAUUCGGGUUUAAUACCAUGAACUGGUCAGCGCUGAAACUUGUCGUAAAACACUGGUUGUCUGGACUGAAUGCUCCUUUCCUGCUAUUCUUCUCCACUUCUCAGCGCUUCCUGCUUGUGGUGGCCACUGCACUUAAAGGCUAAAAAUACCUAAAAACUCAAAAUGGACAGCUCAGUGUUGUGGAAAUGUUGAUUAUGAGUUGCAGUAGCAACAGGGAGCUUUUUGGGCAAAUUUAGUCUUUUCCCUAGAAUUAACCCAAAAAAUCAGAGCUCAACAGGUGGAAGUUUUGGCUAACUCUGCCACAAUGAAGGGAUUCAAGAAUAACAACAUGCCGGGGAAAUGAUAUUGAGUUCAAGCUAUGUGUUGGGAAACCACACACUGUCUCACUGUGCUCUUCCUGAGACUUGUUUAUCCCCAAGAUGGAGAACUUUGAGUUUAAUGUCAAGACCAAUGGAAGACAACUGAUUUUCAGUUGUCUUUGAGUCCUCUUGCUGCCCGCUCCAGCUUUUGAACACAUUUCAUUGGUCCCUGAUGAGCCAACAAGAAAGACAGGAAAGGGAGCGAGGUGCAAUAAAGUACUCCUUUGUACUUUAUUUUCAGACCCCUGUGGGGCAGAAUCAGAUCCAAUCAAAACUUUUGCUUGAGGCUCCAUGGAGCCGCUGAAGAACAUAUUCAGUCGUGGCCCGCUAUCGAACUGGAAAAACUUGGAACAAUCGCAAAAAGGGAACUUCACAAACCCUAUGUGGACGGCCUUAUUUGACUAUGAGGCAUCCUGUAAAGAUGAGCUCACCUUGCAUAAAGGUGACCUGGUGGAGGUCCUCUCUCAGGACUCUGAGAUAUCAGGGGAUGAGGGCUGGUGGGCAGGUAAGGUUAACAACAAAGUGGGGAUCUUCCCAUCCAACUACGGCUCCUUCAAGCUAAGCGGAUACACAAAGCUUCCCAGCAGCGGAGUAGUCGGUGAGUUGGGCCCAGCAGUGGUGGGUGAAUUUGAACCCGAGGAUGUGGAUUUCCGCGAGCUGAGCUUGGAGGAGGUGAUUGGAGUUGGGGGCUUUGGGAAAGUGUAUCGCGGUACAUGGCGAGGCGGGCUAGUGGCAGUGAAGGCGGCCCGGCAAGACCCGGACGAGGACAUCAGUGUAACAGCACAGAAUGUGAGGCAGGAGGCCCGCUUGUUCGCCAUGCUCACCCACCCGAACAUCAUCGCCCUGAAGGGUGUCUGCCUGCAAGAGCCCAACCUUUGCCUCAUCAUGGAGUAUGCCUCAGGUGGGCCGCUGAGCCGGGCGCUGGCGGGACGUCGCAUCCCGCCGCACGUCCUGGUCAACUGGGCCGUGCAGAUAGCGAAGGGGAUGUUGUACCUGCACAGCGAGGCUAUCGUCCCUGUUAUCCAUCGGGAUCUCAAAUCCAACAACAUCCUCCUGGCUCAGCCCAUAGAGAAUGAAUGUAUGGAGGGUCUGACGCUGAAGAUCACAGACUUUGGCCUGGCCAGAGAGUGGCACAAGACCACGAAGAUGAGCACGGCUGGCACCUAUGCCUGGAUGGCCCCCGAGGUCAUCAAGUCCUCAACCUUCUCCAAGGGCAGUGAUGUCUGGAGCUAUGGCGUUCUGCUGUGGGAGCUGCUAACAGGAGAGGCGCCCUACAGAGGGAUUGAUGGACUGGCUGUCGCCUACGGAGUCGCCGUCAACAAGCUCACCCUGCCCAUCCCUUCCACGUGCCCAGAACCAUUCGCGCAGCUCAUGUCAGAGUGCUGGGACCAGGACCCUCAUCGAAGACCCAACUUUGGCUCCAUCCUGGCUCAGUUGACGGCCCUUGAGCAGCAGGUGAAGGAAGAGAUGCCACAAGACUCCUUCCACUCCCUGCAAGAGGACUGGAAACUAGAGAUUCAGGACAUGUUUGAUGAACUCAGGGCCAAAGAGAAGGAGCUGCGAUGUCGUGAGGAGGAGCUGAAGCGAGCGGCUCUGGAGCAGAAGUCCCACGAAGAGUUCCUGCGACAACGCGAGCAGCAGUUAGCCCAGUGGGAGCAGGAUGUGUUCGAGCGCGAGCUCAGCCUCCUCAUCCUCCACCUGAACCAAAACCAGGAGAAACCCAACGUCAAGAAGAGGAAGGGCACCUUCAAGAAGCACAAGCUCAAGAGCAAGAAUGGGGAGAAGAUCAGCAUGCCCCAAGAUUUUAUCCAUAAAAUUACCGUACAGGCAUCUCCAGGCUUGGAAAAGAGGCGAAACUCUCCUGAUUUGGGUUCAGGCUCUUCACCUUCCUUCGGUCCACGUUUUCGUGCAAUCCAACUCAGUCCCAGUGACAACAGCAGAACCUUUGGACUCAGCUCGGUCUGGCCCUUAGAGGCCCCAUCUCUCAAACAAGCCAACGGAGACUUGAGGUUAAGUCCCCACUGGAGGCCCCAGAGCCCAAAGAGUCCCAAAAGUCCUAAAGUUCUGCGCCUCAGUCCCCAGGAAAGCAGUCUGUCGAUGAGAGCCAAGCUCCUGGAAUCAGACAGCAAUGACAGCGGAGAGUUCAGGGAUGACUUUGAGGAGUACCGGCCCUCCACUCCAACCCCUGCUCAGAACGGCUCCUCGGUGAAGGACAGCCUGCGUCUUCCUCCCUCUGACUCGGGCAGCGAGGAUGGGAACAGCUCCCCGGCUGGCUCCCCCAUGCCUGAGAGGGGUUCUCUCAGUGGGAUCAUUAAGAACACACACCGGGCCUUGCUGGGAAGUGGUUCCCUCUUGGCCUCCAUAGGACUCGGCCGGUGUCUGGACAUUCCCCCCAGGGUACCCCCUCGAACUAAUCCCCCUUCUUUGGAGGACCGGAACUUCUCCGAACUUGAGAUUUCCCAUCCUAAGCCCUUAAUAUCAGACCCCCCAGUAGUGGACGACCUUAUUACUUUCUCCACCUCUGAACCGCUCCCCAGACCACUUUUGGAUUUAGCCCUGCAGUACCAAGAACUAAAACCUUUGCCCCUGACCCCGCCUCCGCCAAACCCGCGCGAGAGGGGACCCAGGACACCACAAACACCCCAGAGUCCACAGAGCCCCGGGACCUCAGUGCAACAGGAAAGGAACAGUCCAGGUGAAUGGACCAUCAGUUCCAAUUCCAGCAACGGGGAAGUCAGCUGUGAGUCCUGGGAAAACAGCUCAGAGAGGAGGAGGUCCAGCCACGGCCUCCACGCCUCCCAGCUAGCUUUGGAUUUGCCGUUAUGCCAAGACAUGCAGGACUCUGAAGACAAGGCUUCAGUACCCUACUCCCUCCACCCCAACCCCGCCCUCUGGAGUCCCAAAACCCGCCGGCUGGAGGUCAGCGUCAUCCCCCGCCCCCGCCCAUCUCCCAUCCGGCCCCGCAUCGACCCCUGGAGCUUCAUCUCAGCAGGCAGCAGGAAUUCGGCCGGCGGCCGCAGUCCAAUCCGCUCAGACAGUAACCCCUUAAGAUAUCAGCCCUCCCCCACCAACCCCUUUACCAACUGUGACCCUUUCCCUUCCCCGGACUGCGACCCCUUCGCCCUCAAGGCCGACCCCUCUGGCGGCUCGGACAUAUCCUCGCCCUUCGACCCUUUCUCAGCUCCCUUUCCCACUUCCCGCUCUGCCCCGUGCUCCACCAACGGCUCCCCCACGCUGCCCACAUUCCGCAUAGUGCCGAUUAACCCGGCUGAUUCCCCGCUUAUUGACCUGAGCUGGGCGGCCUGCAGCAAGCCCUUGGAUGUGACCAAAGAGAGAGCCCACCCCCGCAGAAUACAGGGACUCAAACCCUUUAAGUCCCCAACGCAACUCAGAGACGACCGUUUCUAAACCUUUCUUCCUUUUAACGGAUUUUAAGUUUUUAACCACAGGAAUACAGUCCAGGACCGUUUUCACUACUGUCUUUCAUCUCUGCCAGGAUUUGGGAUUUUCCUGAGGGACGUUGCCCCCAUGGGAGCACCAAUCAUGGCAGGUCUUAUUUAUACACCAGCCUGCUGCUUUAGAAAAAACAGAAAGCCAGUGAAAGGUGGUACAAUGAAUUGUGGGAUAGCUGCCUGUGAACCAAUAGCUGGUGCCCAUUUCAUUCUUCCUGUCUAUCUCUGCUACUCCUUCCCUUUGAAGGAGCAGAAUACAGAUCAGUAGUCCCAUCUCCAGAUUCUAUCAAAGCGCUCAUAUCACCCGCUUUCAUCUCCUCUUACCUUUGAAGCAUUGUGACAAUGCAGAGGUGGAUAAGGCGACUUGCACAGCCUCAUCUCCCUCUACCUCUCUGCAGACUGAAAGCAUUCAGGACAAUGGAAAAUUGGAGUGCCUUAUUUUUUUGUGAAGUGUUUUUAAUAUAUCUUCUCAAGGUUUCUUGAAUGGUUAAUCUGGUGCGUAGGUAAGACGCUAUGAAUUUGGCCUAAAUGUGCAAAUCAGCUUAAGUGUUGCUUUGUAAGAAAAUGCCUUCUGCGUGUGUGAGUGCAUGAAUGUCUAGACUUAUUGUUCAAGGAAAGCUUACUUUUUCCCCCCCAAACUGUGUCUGAAUAUUGCAUUAUGGGAGAAAAGCAGUCAGUGUGGACAUUCUAGGCCGCUCAUGAAAUUCAAGACAAAACCAUGACCUAGGCAUUCCCCUUGGAAGCGAGAUAACAUUCCAGUCACAUUCCCCAAGAAAUGCCAGGAAUUGGACGGAUUUGUUUGGCUGGCAGGCUCCACAGUGCAGGAAACGAGACGGGGGAGCCCUCUGCAGCCCCCUUCAUGUGCCAAAGAAUGCCUCUCUGACCAUGCGAGGGCUAGGACAAAGGAUCCUUCAUGUGGAGCCCGAGUAGGGUGUUGGGAUUUAUUUGUAGUGCAGCACAGAAGAGGUUUAGGACAACCAUGGAAAGUGUUUACCUUCCUGUGGUUCUAACCUUUUUUCCUCCCAAAUUACGGUUGUUUUCACAAGGACAGUUCAUCCAUCCAAUUAUUACUACAAAUAUGGCAAUACAUCAUCAUUUAUUAAUUGUUUUCUUCUCUAGAUGGAGCAGACACCCCACGCCAGACUUAUUGGAAUAGCUUUUGUUGUUUAGGUUAAAAAACAACAGUGUCUCAAGGAAUGUAUUUUUUUUUUUUUUUGCCCAAACUGGGAUGAAAUAUUCAGUAUUGUUCCAUGUGGGACUCAAACUUUUUUUUUUUUUUGGUGCAUAGAAUUAAUCUAAUUUACUAUGAUUCGGUGCUCCUUAAAGAGCUUCUGCUGCUAUAAAAUGGGCAACGUUGCCUUUUUAAACAACUGAGCACACCUCCCAUUAGGUCCCAAGUAUUGAAAGCAAACCAGCCUGAUGGAUUUUCUCACUCCAGGUCUUCAUCAUAGUUAUUUUAACAUACUUUCCGCUCCAGUUUGUCACUAUGAGGUUGCCAGGCAACUAGCUGAGGCUUUCCAUAGUCACUGCUCCAGGCAAAGAAAUGCAUGGUAUACACUGUAACUCACCUUUAAAACCAGAGCACAGCCUCAGAUUUUUCAUUAAAGUUGAGUUAAAUCUGCAAAUUUCGACAGGCCGAUCGCUGACUCGGCUUUCUUUUUCAGUUUUGCCACCAGUAUUGAUCUUCUCAUACAAAUUCAUUAGAGAAUUUGGUUAAAAAUCGCAAUAUUUUCUGGCUCUGCAGUCAUGUUCGGCUUUUACCACCCACACAUGGCAAUACAGGAAGACAAAUUUUACUGCAGAGAUGUAAAAAUGUCCAUUUUCCAGCCUCAGCAGACCAGAAUGUGCAUGACUCUCGGUUCACAUUACAGUCACUAAUCAUCCUGCUUGCCAAAUGUAGCAUGUUCAGGCACUUUCCAAGAGAUUUUUGUGAAAUCACUUUGGGAAAUGGAUGGUGUUUGGCAGGUGGAGGGGAAGUUGCUACAGCAGCAAAUGCUUAAUAACUUCUGGGGGGUGUUGAACAUCACAUUUGGAUGAUGUAUAAGCAACUGAAAGAGACCCACUUACAGCAUAAACUCUAACUGAAAAAUGACAAAGUACAAAUUCUGACUGGCUUCAUCCCUGACACCGUGUCCUUGGAAGACAAUACACUGCUUUGUUCCAAUACAGAGUAACAACCUCGUCUCCGAAAGGGGAGAGCGAUUAACCUAAUAAUCCUGACGAACAGAGGAAGCAGAUAGUGAUAAUUAGCUUCUCGAUAAGAGCAGAGAGCAUUUAAGGGUUCAGAUAUUUGGUUAAUUAAUUUGCCCUGAUGGUACCAAAAUGCCCUGAAAACUCUGGGGCGAGACGUCGAGCCGCUUCAUCUCAAAUCUUGAUUUUAAGCCGUUAACUUUUUUACCGUUACACAAACCGAUUAAGAAAUGCUGCUUCCUUUAUCUGCUUCUCUGUUGCCGAUGGCGACAGCUGCUGAUCAGACUUUUCAUCUUUUUCUGCAUUCCUCUCCCUCAGGUCACAUGGGAGGUACUUUUCUCGCCUUCAUUUUCUCCCACCUUUCCCCCCGGUUUGUAUAUCCCAAGCAUUUGAGUAAUAAUCAUAGUUUGCAUGUGUGUGUUGUCCUAUUGUCGCCUGAGGCAAAAGGUUUUAUAGCGGUUUUAAUUGGCCACAACAUUUGCAUACAGCAUUUGUUGCCAUUUUGAAGAUGUAACUGUGUCAGUGAUGUAAAACGGGAAUGUAAAAGAGUUCAACUCUGCCUUCUGUCACACAACAUCUGCAGAAGAGCAGCGGCGAUACAGAAUCUGCUGCUAACCUUAGCAAAAACCCUCUACAAACAAAGCUAUGACUUUGACACCUGUCAUUUCCAGGAAUUGAUAGAUUGGCUUGUCUAAAUCUUUAUUUUUUUACCUCUCGCCUCCUCGUAGGUAUGAUCCUCUUCAUGUUAAUCAAAACUGUGAGGUUUAAAGCAGCCUCAGUAGUCCCCAGCUUUCCUCACUUUCUUCAGCAAACUGGACAAGUGAAGAGUUAUUGCCUUGUCUCUUUAAGUUAACACAGAAACAAGAGCUAUCUCCUGAUAGUCAUUACUCCUGGGUAGCUGUUAUCAAAAGUGAGUAAAAGAAAGGACUAGAAAAGAUAUUGAGUUGAUUGAAAUGUGAAAUUUCCCCUGACGUAGCUGGGCUGAGUGGUUGAGAGACCUUUCUGCACAAACUUACUGUAUGACUCAGUUCUUAAAGUAAUCUUAAUCUGAUUUAUUUGUAGUUUUCCAGCUCUGAGAAUGACAGGACUCUUUGCUAGGUAUGUCUGAAUCUUGGUUUUGGCUGUCAGAUCUCGAAAAGCUAACUGCCAUUUGUCUGUGUGAAACGGCAGCCAGCACUCCAAUAAGAAAGUCUUGAUGAGUGUGACGCUCGGCUCUUCCAGGUAACACCACAUCCGUCACUGCAAAUCAGUCCUGAGAGCAGACUGACAGGUACCGAAUACCCUACUGGCCAGAUUGAUAUCCAGCCACCAGCGAGCUGCUCUUAUCCCUGCAGUAGCAAAGAAAAAACUCGAUUUCAUGAUCUCAAUUCAAAGUUCAAGCUCAGACCAUUUCCUCUUAAUCAGAGAAUAGCAAAUGGUCAGCGUGUCACAUGAAUAAAAUCUAAUCAGACGGCUCAGUGGAGGAAACAGAGGCCCUGACCUCUCAUCUCAUUGAGAGGCUACUUGUGAGUGGUUUUUGUGUUUCAUAAUUUCACAGUUAAAAAGUCAGAAUAAAACAUGUCAAUGGCUACUUAUUAAUUGGCGUUGUGAAGGAGUUACAGUGAAAAGAGUUGCCCAGUACACCCGUCCACCGGGCUUUCCAUCCGCACACUUAAAGCUUAAUUUGGCUUUGUGAAUGAUGAUAUGUUUACAUGCAUACUUAUUAUCAGUUUGAACCUGAUUAAACCUUUGAUUCAGCUGUAGCAGUAAUCAAAUAAAGGCUUCCAUUAGGCUAAUAUUAUGCAGUGACACUAACUUAGCUAUUAAGGCAUGAAAAAUAUGUCUGCUAGGACCUGAUAAAUCUGCUUUAUCUGUAAACUUAAAGCCAGAGUUAGUUAACACUGUUACAUGCACAGUUGAGUGGAGACACAGUUUUACAGCAGUGGAUUUUUUUAUUAUUAUGCGCAUUAUGCUCAACACCAUCACAUUUUGAACUGUGUGAGAAAAUGUUCAAGACGUUCUGCCACUUCUUUCUCUGUGGGGAUCUUCAUACAUUAACUUUAGUUAAAUUUAGUGCACAAAUGUUGCUUUUAAGGCCCUUGAAUUGCAGCGAAUUGACAUUCUGAAAAAGCCAGUAUUCUCAGUGGGCUGAUUUUCAGUCCCAAUUUCUGACACAUUUAGCUGACGGAAAAAAAAAAAAAUCAGCUAUAAUGAUUUAUACUUACACUCUUUUACAAAUGGGUCUUUGAAGUAUGUGUAUCACACCUACCUCCUUUUAAGUCUACAUACAUGCAUGCAUUUUAAACGGGGCAGGUUGAGACCGAGAUACUACAUUCAGGUUUUUUCUAGUCAUGUAAGUGUGCUCAAACAAACAGCAACAACAAAACAAUUUAAUAGUUUUCUGAAAUUUAAGGGGACUGUGUGGCUUGUUUGCUGCUCAAGCUAACAAGUUAAACUGCUAACUGCUAAAGGCACUCAGGAGCAGCCUUUUCAACCUUUGCAAGUGUUAGCGGGCUAAAGCUAAGGACUGUGUAGCAGUUUAGCUAGAGUAGCUAACAAGCUACACAACAACUUUUCAACCUUGGCUAGCUUAAGUUGGCUAAAGGUAACUACUUAGUGUGUAAGCAUGUUAGCUCACGCAGCUAACAAGCUACACAGCAAACUACUAAGUGCCAGCAGUUUAUUCAACCUUAGCUAGCUUUAGCCGGUUACAGCUAAAGACUGCAUUGAUUGUUAUUUUGAGCAGCUAACAAGAUGCACAGCUGCCUGCUGAGUAUCUUUUAGCACUUAGCUAGCCAUUUCAGUCUUAAGAGCCAUUUUUGCUCUCUUAUGUUUGUAAAUAGCCACAUCCGUUUCAAACGUUGUCAUGCGUAGUCGUCCUCAUACUUACAUGCAUGUUUUGCAUUGCCAUGGUUGUUAAGUCAGUUUCUCCACUGCAAUAUGUUGUCAGUUUUUGACACCGUUUAGCAGCGGUAAUGCAUUGCUAUAAAGUUGUUUCCAACCGUCCAACACACCCUAAACAUUCACAUUUAGUCUUUCUUCAAAAGCUAGUACAUUUUAUAGUUGUUGUGCUCAUCUUAUUCUUCUUCUGCUUUUUUUCCUUGCUGAUCCUCUUCUACUUCUCUGGUUUGUUUCUUUCGUUGGUUGCAUCCAUCUAUUCUGCUCAGCACUGGCCCUGCGAUUUCUGGUGUUGCUCUGUCUUCUGCAUCAAGCAACGGAAAGCUAAGUUGAAAACGGCCCAAAUUAUGUGCAUAAACCAAGCAGGGGACGGAUGAAACUGUUUGUUCGUCUGCAUAUCCGUCUUCUGUGUUGAGCAUAAAUAGCCCUUUAGCUAGCUAUCUGGCUAAAGCUAAGGUUUGACAUAAAACAAACUAGCCAGGGUAAUACAAAGCUUUGUCCGUUCAUGUGUCCAUUUCCCCUCUAUUUAUUCUUUUUAAUAUACUGAGUUUUCAGGCCCCUAUAUUCCAGGUUCUUCCCUACUCUUUGCUAAAGUUUCCUGACAUUACUUUCAUUUGUAGCCAGAUUGACUUCAGUUCCAUCUUUCAGUUUCUUUAACUAUGAAGACAGAUCAGUGUGAUCCGAUUCACUUCUAUAAAUCUGUGAGAGACGCCAUGAGGGAAAUGACAUAAAUCAAAGCGAUGUAUGCAACAGUCACAACAUGGUAGCAAGUGAUGUUGAUGAAAGAAGAAAAUGUAUUCAUAGCCCUCUGGGUAAACUAACCAGGGUUUGGAACAGAAAUAUAAGAAUUCUGAUGCUGGGAGGCAAAUUGAAUAUCUCAUUUAAUAGUCUAAAGGCCCAAACUGAACUGAUGACUCAGAGUAGCAGAGCACUGUUUGCAUGUAAACAUACCCAAUUCUUGUCUUUGACUUAAAGUCAAAAGUUUGCUGUAUUUUGUGAGCAGCUCCAUUUAAAGCUUGUUUUGUCUACUGAAAAAAUGCACACCCAUUCAAUAAGUCUGAUUGAAAAAAAAACUCAAGCUAAACAUGUGGUAGAUAUAUUUUAUUGAUUAAACUUUACCUUGACAGGUCACUGAAGAGUAAUUCCUGCAAUGUAGAAAUAGAUGGCUUGGCAUUUUAGUAUUUUUCACCCCAUUUACCUUAGCUGCCUUCUCUUGCUUGUGCUCAAUUAAGUGUAUGUUCCAGAUAUACCUGGUUUUUCAGCCUUGUUUCAGUUGCCUCUAUCCAUCAGAGCCAGACACACAUUAUUACUUGUUCUGGCUCAUAUUAAGCUGAAACACCUGCCCAGACCUUUGUUUGGCCUUAAUAGGUCGAGACUGAAUUAUCAAAUAUGACCUUUCAUCGACCGUGUUCGAGUUGCACAUCCCAAGAGGGAUGUGGACAAAAGCCAUGCUUGUGACAGAUGCCGCCAGGUGCGGCAGCAAAUGUUCGUUCUCUGAAACUAUGAAUAUUAUUCCUAAUUCUUUCUGUGUGUGCAUCCAAGGUCACCAUCUGUUGUCCUUUUUUUCCUCUGUAACAAUAAAAACUGAAUGAAUAGGAGACGUAGAAGACCAAUUUGUCCCCAAGAACACAGCCAGUGCUGCAUUUAGAAAAUGCACAUGGAUUUCUGAGGUUAUUAAGUCCAUUGCCCAAAUGCGCUUCCCCCACCUUCACUCGACUGCAUACGGCAGCCCUGUGCUUGUGAUUAUUGUUCUGUCUAGCUAUUGACACUCAAUUACUCUGUGAUCUUCCUCGAGCAGAAGCCAUUUAGUCUGUAAAUUUCUGUUUCUACAGCGUUGAAUGCUGCAACUCAAUUGGCCGAGUAAACCAGCCUCGUGUCUCAGGCAUGGAGGGUGCAAGAUAAUUUGAUAUUGUACGUUUUACAAUCAGUGUCUGCUGAUGAAAGAAAUAUAUCAGAUUUUUGGCAUUCUUAUCUGAUCUGGGUGUAAAAGCAAGCUUACAUACACAACAGAAAGUUGUCGUGACAUUUUAAGUUAACUGAAACUGCAGUUUGGCCCAGUACAAUGCAGCAACAACGAGAGCCAGGGUGCAUCCAGUGGUUUCGUUUUAUAAGACAUGAGGGUUACAUUUUCUGAAUGCUGACCAGAAUAAAAACGAACUAACCAGAAUAAAAACGUAUGAAUCAUAUAUAAAAAUCAUGGGAGACUAUUUGAUUGAGACUUGGGAGUAUUUUCAUGUAGGUGGUCUCUUUCUGGUGCUCAUUGUUGGCUGAUCUCUAAAUGAUCCACAAAACCAAGUGAAGGGAUUUGGAUGGUACAAAUCCCAACAAAUUUCUGGUAAAAUGUUCCACUCACAGCAUUGCAUUACUGUAAAAAAGGCCUUUUCCUUCUCAGCUUCCUGCCAGCCCAUUUAAGACCAUUCACAGCAUUUUUUUUAAUAAGGGGGGAAGAGAAUAUUUAUGACUAGCCAUCUUUUAAACACUGGAUUAAACUAUUUCUCGAUGGCUAUUGACACAGUCUACAUUAAGAUGAUGGAUUAAUUGGUUUGUGUAAACACAUUUUGACAAGUUUUCACUGGAGUAUUUAAAGAUGCAUGUAUGGGUGCUUCAAAUAAGGCAAAGUAGCUUUACAUUCCACUUAUCCAACACACCUACAUUCAGAUGUAAAUGAUUUCUCUGCAGGCCCAAGCAUUUGUAUAAAGCAGAGAUUUUUAAAGUGAAUUGCUCUAAGUUGUGUUCAGCUGUGCCACCCAUACUAAAAACUUUAUGUGCAACAAAGCAAAACUGCUUGACGGAGAUGAGGUCUUCGCGACUACCAUAAUGAAGCAGCCAAGCCUGACCUCUUUUCCAUCCUUUUCUUUCUUUUCUUUUUUUCUUGUUUUUUUUGUAAUUGUUCAGGAUUCGUUGCCAUGUUUGUUUUUGUGUUUUCUUACAGCCUGGGCAAUAACACAAUCAUGGCAUUGUCCUGGUGGCCAUGAAUCCAUUUUUACAUCUCUCAGAACUGUCUCUGCUCAUGCGAGUUAAAGGUUUUGCAGACCUCCAGGCUUUGAAAAUUCAUUAUUGUUGCAUUUAUGUGAAAUCUCGCACUGGGCUGGGCCUAAUCAACUGUUUUUACUGUGCGUCAAGAGUAGUAUUUCUGUAUACAGUUUGUGAAAAUGUUUUUAUUUCUCUUGAUUAUUAUGAUGGGUUUUGACCUGUGGAUAAAAGCAAAGGAAAAGCUAAAAAAAAUAAAAAUAAAAAUAAAAAAAAUAAA